Messenger RNA from Momordica charantia (bitter melon), 1202 nucleotides. It is a transcript of the gene MORF9, whose product is annotated as plastid developmental protein DAG. The record is from RefSeq and is a predicted model, not a curated record. NCBI's taxonomy places the organism in Eukaryota, Viridiplantae, Streptophyta, Magnoliopsida, Cucurbitales, Cucurbitaceae. Gene Ontology annotation, biological process: chloroplast RNA modification; cytidine to uridine editing. Gene Ontology annotation, cellular component: chloroplast.
CCUCAUCUUCUUCGUCAAUUUUCGCUAUCUUCUUCGUCUCUUCUCUCUGUAAUGCUAAUGGCGACCAAUCUCUCCUUCUCUCCUCAAUCCCUAAUUCCUCUUCAGAAGCCCUCGCUGUUACCACGCGCGCAACUCGGUCACUUUCUCAAUCUCAACUCAGUGAGUCGGAUUUCGAGUGCCCGCCUCCAUUCCGCCUCUCGAUCGGGGCUUCUGGUGCGAGCCGCUCUGGAUAGCGAUUACUCGUCGAAGAGGAGUAGCAGCAAUGAGCAGAGGGAGACGAUUAUGUUGCCUGGUUGUGAUUACAACCAUUGGCUUAUUGUCAUGGAGUUCCCCAAGGAUCCUGCUCCCACUAGAGAACAGAUGAUUGAUACCUACCUCAACACCCUUGCUACUGUUUUGGGCAGCAUGGAGGAAGCUAAGAAGAACAUGUAUGCUUUCAGCACCACCACUUACACUGGAUUCCAAUGCACAGUAUCCGAAGAAACAUCAGAGAAAUUUAAGGGAUUGCCAGGAGUUCUGUGGGUGUUGCCAGAUUCAUAUAUUGAUGUCAAGAACAAAGAUUAUGGAGGUGACAAGUAUAUUAAUGGGGAGAUAAUUCCAUCCAAGUAUCCAGUUUAUGAACCAAAGAAACGAAGAGAAUCGAAAUAUGAAAGUAGGAGAUAUGAAAGACGAAAGGAUGGUCCUCCUGAACAACGAAAGCCAAGACCACAAGCAACCAGAACGGAAAAUUCCGGAUAAGGUAGUGUUGCGAUUUCCCUCUAUUAUUUGAAAUGCUUGCAUGGGAAAAUAGAAUGUUUGUGUUCAUCUCCUUUGCAAUUCAUUAGUGUAUGACUUGAAACUGUACUUCAAACUAUUAAGAAAGAUGCAGAAUGAAGAGGAGGUAGUCCAGGGAAUUUCAUACUGUUCUUGGAAUUAUGUACAUGCUGUGCUGUAGUUGAUCCUGAAAAGAAAUCUUGUAUCGUGAUGUGACCUUGUAUUGUAGCUUAGAGAAUCAUUGAUCAAUGUAAGGUUUAGAACAGUUCUUUUACAAGUAUUCAAACAUUCUUAAACCUCAUAGUUCAUACAGAGGAGAUUUAGAUUAGUUUUGGAUGUUUGAGUGAUUCUUUAGCCAUGUCUUUUUAUCCUAGAAUGUUCAUGAAUCCUGGUUUUUGCAAACCAGAGCAUAAUACUUCUAAAUUGGGAAUGCUGCAGUUUGAAGUCUA